AUGAUAUCUUGGAUUGAGAAAUUACCAGUUCGUAAAACAGAAAGAAGGAUUGAGAAAAGAUCAGGGUCUCUGUCGGGAUUUGAUCAAUUGAAAUGGGGUUUGGUGAUGAUGCUGAUGAAAUAUGAUUGUUGGGGACGGGUUUGGUUUUGUAGAGGUGUUUUGGGGGAUGAAGGAGCUCUAGAAGAGAUUCAUUCUGCUGUAGCCCUUCUGCUGUGUAAUCAGAUUGGGAGAAAGACAGAAAAGAUAGAAGCAUCAUUAGAGGAGAUGGGGAUUAUUGCAUCUUCUUAACUGAGAAAGCAAAAAAAAGAGACUAAACUACCCUUAUUAUGUUCGGAUUACUCCAACAUAGUCAUCAUAGAAAACUC
Lactuca virosa is the source of this 365-nucleotide messenger RNA. The record is from the annotation of a GenBank genome assembly. NCBI's taxonomy places the organism in Eukaryota, Viridiplantae, Streptophyta, Magnoliopsida, Asterales, Asteraceae.